GCGGCUCCCGGGGAGACCCCCCGCGCCGGGCGGGCCCGGGCGGCGGCCAUGCCAGUGCGUGCGGCCGGUGCUGAGUCAGGAAGAGGCAUCCCCAAAUCCCGGUCCGAGACCAUGGAGGAGCUGGAACACACCUGCCCACAGCCGCGCCUGACUCUGACGGCACCUGCUCCAUUCGCUGAUGAAACAAGCUGUCAGUGCCAAGCACCCCACGAGAAGCUGACCAUUGCACAGGCGCGCCGGGGAACACCAGUUGACAGACCUGUUAGGGUGUAUGCAGAUGGAAUAUUUGACCUCUUCCACGCUGGCCAUGCUAGAGCUCUUAUGCAAGCCAAAACUCUAUUCCCAAAUAGCUACUUAUUAGUAGGAGUUUGCAGUGAUGAUUUAACUCAUAAAUUCAAAGGCUUCACUGUGAUGAAUGAAACGGAGCGAUACGAAGCCCUCAGACACUGUCGUUACGUGGAUGAGGUCAUCAGAGAUGCACCCUGGACACUGACACCUGAGUUCCUUGAAAAACAUAAGAUUGACUUCGUAGCACACGAUGACAUCCCCUACUCUUCCGCUGGAUCGGAUGACGUAUACAAACACAUCAAAGAGGCAGGAAUGUUUGUACCUACGCAGAGAACCGAAGGCAUCUCCACGUCGGACAUCAUCACGCGCAUCGUGCGCGACUACGACGUGUACGCGCGGCGCAACCUGCAGCGAGGCUACACCGCCAAGGAGCUCAACGUCAGCUUCAUCAAUGAGAAGAAAUAUCGCUUUCAAAACCAAGUGGACAAAAUGAAAGAAAAAGUCAAGAAUGUGGAGGAAAAGUCAAAAGAAUUCGUUUACAAGGUGGAAGAGAAGAGCCAUGACCUCAUUCAGAAAUGGGAAGAAAAGUCCAGGGAAUUUAUUGGCAACUUUUUAGAGCUGUUUGGACCUGAUGGAGCUUGGAAGCAGAUGUUCCAGGAACGAAGCGGCCGAAUGCUCCAGGCUUUUUCUCCCCGGCAGAGCCCCAACAGCAGUCCUACGCGAGGCCGCUCGCCGUCCCGCUCGCCAUCUCCACCCUGGGUCAUCAAUAAGACCUCCCCUCCCUCUUCUCCAAAAGCUGCCUCUGCCUCCCUCAGCAGCAUGAGCGAGGGAGAUGAGGAUGAAAAAUAAAAUAUAUAUUUUUUUAACCAUGAGACAGAAGAACAAGCUAUGAACUCAACCACCGGAUGGGGAGUAGCGUGAGGAACACCAGGGGUAUCUCUGGCAGCAGGGAUCGUGCUCUGGGAGAUGUCAAAAAUGAACUGGAGCACAGCAAGGGAGAUCUCAGGAAGAGCUUAUCCCAUCCCCACUCCCUCACGGUGCUGGAGGCCCAGCCAGCAGCACUUGCCAGGCACAGCCCCAGGGACUGGCAGAAAACCACACCCAUGUGCAAUUCCUGCCCCUGUCCUGCUGCUUUCCAGCUGCUGCUCCAGGCACCGAGGGGGGCUGGCAGGAGCAGCCCAGCUGGCUCCUGAUCCAGACCCAGCACACAGGGAAGUGCUGGCUGCAGCCUGCAGAGAGAGAAGAUGCAGUUGUACCCUGCUGACCUUGAGCUCUUCUGGCACAUGAAGGAAUGGCAUUGCUGCAGCAAAUACGUUGAGAAACUGGGAAUAAAGUUGGGGGUUUUUUUCUUUUGAAUAACAUCUACCCCAGAGCCCAAAUCAUGCACUGAAAUGAAGAGAUCUCCAGGCGAGUUGGUGGAAAUCCAUUUAACAUAUUCAGUGCUGCUUGUUGACCAAGCCUCUGUGUGGGGUGUAAGGAGUUGGGCUUUUUGCUUUAUCAGAUCACUCUCCAUGUUCCUAGUGCCUGAACAGCUGCCUAAUCACUUCUGGUUUGCUCCCUGGCUUUGCACUUUGAAGGAAAGAAAGUAAAUGAAAAGACAGCCAUAGCUGGAAUGUGGUGGUGUAGGAAAUAAGACAGUUUGAAGAUGCUGAUGGUUUUUACUGAUGAAUUACAAAAUAUCCCAAGGCCUUUGGACGUGGCCUCCUAGGAAAACCUGCUGCUCCCAGCUAUGUAUCAGCAAAUGACAAGCAAACAGUGCUGUUGUCACAUGGCAUUCAGCCAGUACAAACUUCUCAUCAAACUCCAAACAAGAUGUGUUCACAGACACGCUGCCCCUGCAGAGGAUCCCAAGGUUAUUCCUCUACACUAAUAUGGAGAAAAAAAAAGAAAAAAAAAGAACAAAGAAACUUUUUGAACAGGAUUAGGCACAACUGUUUUCUUUCUCUGUCCAUGACAGGUGUACAGCCUCAAGCAGAAACACAGGUGAAGCUCUCAGUGCUGAUCUUCCUAGCUGGCAAAGCCAGUCCUGCCUGACACCUGGUUCCAGGUUCAGUCCCUCAGCUGACAUCUGCUGGGGUGGCUGCAGGAGCUGGCAGGAUUCCUGAGCCCUGGGGCUGCCUCACAGCUGCAGGAAACCCCCAGCACUGUGCCACUGAUGGGGCUGUGCCACUGAGGCCACCUGGCUCCCCAGCUUGCCUGGCACAGCUGCCUCAGCGCACAGGCGCUUUGGAGGCGCCCCAGCCCAGCAGCAGCUUUGGUGCCAGGCCAGCAGGUGACAGCUGCCACUGUCCCUGUCUCACAGGCAGCCUGGGCAGGGGGCUGCAGCCACAGCAGCACUCCUGCAGGACACGCUGGCUGCUGGGGGCAGCAGCAGUCAGCAUUUGCUGGAUCCCUGCACAGGCAGCACAGGAAAUGCUGGAGGAGGGAGGGCUCCAUGUCUCUCUUGGGAAAAAGCUGAGGGACCGAGAUGCCCAAGCACGUGAGGUGGCUGUGCUUGCUGGCAGCAGCACCGCUGGCUGCUGUCCUUACCUCCCUGGGUGACCUGCUCGGUAGGUAGGCACCUUUCCAGAUACUCUCCUGGGCAGGUAAAUUACAGACCUUGGUACCAGGCACCAAAUUAGCCCCCCACUCUGCUCACUCCCUACAGCUUUCAUCCCUCCUCCACUACGAGGUGAGUGAUUUUUCUUUGGCAGCGUUUUGCCAGACACUUCUCAGACCACCACAAGACCAAGUACAACAUCUCAUGCACUUUGUCCUCUGGAGUCAAGUUAGUUCCUUCACAGCUGCAAAAACAGGUGAGCAGGAAAUAGGGUGGAAUGUGCAAAGGGACAGCCACAGAUAUUUCAGCUGCCACCAGCUGUGUGCCUGAUGGGACGAUGCAAUUAAGACCUUUCUCAGCCUUAGGCAACCUGUUACUGUAAUUUCAUACCUGGGAUGCACUUGUCAGUUUUUCUGAUCCUUUGCAAGUCUUAAGUCUUCCCAUCACAAACCACUCCUCCGCCACAGGAACUGUCUGCUCCUACUGGUGCUGUUGAUAGACGAGCCAUAUCCACAUGCAAUGGAGGUGGGCAAGGAUUUGUUGUUCUUGGCUUUUCCCAUUGUUUCUUGUUCAUUUUAAUUUCCUAGCAGUUCCUGUUCAGCAGCCCUUGCUCAGUGGGUUAAGUGGAGACAGCACCACGACUUGUACAUGGGAAGUAGAGAAAAACUCACCGGUGACCUGUUCUUAACAUAAUGUUUCUCAGGGUCACAGGUGGCUACCCAGCAACAAAGCCAUAUUCUGUACCAGGUGUCUUGUUUGCAUUUAGGAUAUCACUAAGCUGAAGCCUUUGCCCUGCUGGUACAUUCAUGUGCUGUCUCCUGCAAACCAGACCCUCAUGGUGUCUGGACACGUGGAAGACAAUUUUGCACUUCUGAGUCAUGGUUGGGUUUUCCUUUUCACAAGUAUUGCUUUCAUUUAGUCCUAUUUAUCAGGCAAGCUCCACAUGAACAAUAAAGUGUAUGACAGACACAGCUG
Molecule: messenger RNA, 3802 nt
Organism: Melospiza georgiana
Lineage: Eukaryota; Metazoa; Chordata; Aves; Passeriformes; Passerellidae
Gene: PCYT1B
Product: phosphate cytidylyltransferase 1B, choline
Exons: 8
Coding region: 49-1137 (362 amino acids)
Biological process (GO): CDP-choline pathway
Molecular function (GO): phosphatidylcholine binding; choline-phosphate cytidylyltransferase activity
Source: RefSeq, a predicted model, not a curated record